GGUUGGAUUUGAUGGACCUCCAUUGACGAAAAACAUAGGAAACGAUAGACAGAGAAGCAAGAGACAAGAAAAAAGAGAGCGUAAAAGCAGCUAAAAGCGAGCGCGAUGGGAGAUACAAAAUCCUCCGCCACCGCCUACGAUGAUUUGCUUCUCAAGAGCUUCUUCGCGGAAGUCAGCGAAGUCGAGCGAGAUAACGAAGUCGCCAGGAUUCUUUCAUGCUUCAAGUUAAAUCCAUUUGAGUAUCUAAAUUUACCAUUUGAAGCAUCUCCAGAGGAUCUCAAAAAGCAGUAUCGUAAGUUAUCUUUGUUGGUUCACCCUGAUAAGUGCAAGCAUCCGCAAGCGAAAGAAGCUUUUGCAGCAUUAGCAAAAGCCCAGAAACUCUUACUUGAUGAACAAGAAAGAGAUUAUGUUCUUGCCCAGGUUAACGCAGCUAAAGAAGAACUUCGAGCAAAGAGGAAGAAGCAGUUGAAGAAAGAUACAGCCUCCAAAAUAAAGUCAUUGGUUGAUGAGGGAAAAUAUGAUCAACAAUAUGAAUGGUCAGAAGAGUUCCAGCAGGAGCUCAAAUUGAAGGUUCGAGAAAUUUUAACUGAUCAAGAAUGGCGGAGGAGGAAAAUGCAGAUGAGGAUAUCAGAAGAGGAGGGUAGAUUGAAGAAGGAUGAAGAAGAACAAAAGGAGAUGUGGAAAAGAAAGCGUGAGCAUGAGGAGCAGUGGGAAGGAACAAGAGAAAAGAGGGUUUCAAGCUGGAGAGAUUUUAUGAAGACGGGAAAGAAGGUGAGACUAAAUACUGAUUUUGUUGAGCCUAGAUGGGCAACAAUUUCUACUUGUGUUAUUCUUUUUAACUCUUUUUGCAGGGGAAAAAGGGAGAGAUUCGACCACCUAAGCUCAAGACUGAGGAUCCCAACAAAUCCUAUGUUCAAAGGCCUGUAAAGCGAGGAUAAUCGUGGCUAUGGCAUAACAACCAAGUUUCCUGGGAGUUGAAGGAGGCUUCGAAUGCAGGUAUAAAAUUGUAUCCGUCCAUGUCUUGCCUGUAUAAAAUACAUGAUUGAAUUGGAUAAUAGGCUUUUGUGGAGCUUUGUCUCGUGUCUUAAAGUGAACCAAAAUUCUUGUUAAGGCUAUCUAGAUCUUAAUUGUCAGGAUACAGUUACGGAUACUUACAUUACAUUUAGUGAUUUUAGGAGCCUAAUUGGUUCAUGUGAUUAGUUGUAGAGGGUAAUUAUCCGGUGGUUAGCUAUUUGU
This is a messenger RNA of Populus euphratica (Euphrates poplar), 1236 nucleotides long. RefSeq names its product dnaJ homolog subfamily C member 8-like. Lineage: Eukaryota; Viridiplantae; Streptophyta; Magnoliopsida; Malpighiales; Salicaceae. The record is from RefSeq and is a predicted model, not a curated record. Bases 106 to 927 code for a protein of 273 amino acids. The transcript has 9 exons.